GCAGUUCACUGUACAUCAUGAACCUGCUGAGAGUGUGGAAAAAAGAAAUGAAAAAGAAAAAGAGGAAGGAAAGGGUUUGGAGAGAGAGAGAUAGAGAGAGAGAGAGAGAGUCGAAACUAGCAGCAGCGUCACUGAUGUAGUCACAACAGGAAACGCAUCAUCUGAGAGGGAGGGGAACUGAGCAAGAGAGGGAGGAAUCUGGGUAGAACUACGUAAUUUAAAUCAUUAGGGAAAAACAAGCUGCAUUUGUUAUUUCUGCCACAGAUGAACAGACACCACUUCAGCAAGAGAACAGCUGCUUUACUUUUGUCAACAUUUAUCAAAACUUUAAUGUUAAUCUGAAGCUUUACACAGAGUUGCUGAGAAGAAAAGAUACUUCUACAGACAUUUUUCCUCCCUGAUGAUUGGAAUAAGGGACUUUAUUGGCAGCUACUGUGUGGAUUAUGCCUGAAUGAUGAGACCUCUCCAGACACCAGAAGUGGAUAUGAGCAACAAGACACCAAUUCUUGUCUUCCUGAUUAUCUAUAUAAACUGUGUGUCAGUGAAAGGACUGGGCAUCCCUCAGCUUGACAAACUGGUGGUGAAGAUUUUGGAUGGGGAGGUAAUAGUACUUUGGAAACAUCCUGUGGACGCCCCUUCAAACUCCCAGUACAAUGUACAAAUGGCAAAGUAUACUGGUGAAUGGGCCACGGUGGCCAGCUGCACAGGGAUCACAAAGACCUACUGUGACCUCAGCAGCUAUAUACAUGACUAUCACGCUGGCUACAAGGUCAGAGUUCAGAUGGUCGUAGGAGAUGAUGUGUCUGAGUGGACAGCCAAGAAAUUUCUGCCAAAUACAAGUGAAUUGCAGCCUCCCUCCUUCACUUUGUGGGCUACUUCCAGCACUCUAACAGUUUAUGUUCACCAAAAACCCAUUCUGAGAAAACUCUUUCCUUAUGGGCUCACCUACACCAUCUACCUGGAGGAGAGAGGACAAGAAACUAAGAAUACCACAGCAUACCUGAAAGAUGAUGUGGGGGACCAUCAGAGGACUAAGACUUUCAGUUCUCUGCACUGGGGGAGAGAGCACUGUGUCAGCAUCAAGGUAGAGGGCAAUGGAGCUCUUUCCAAAAGCAGUGUAUCCCACAAACAGUGUCUAGUGCUACCAGAGCAAGAAUGGUUCAUAAUUGCUGUGUCAUCCCUAUCUAUACUGGGUGUGCUGGCCUUCGUUGCUAUCAUGGCAACCACCUUCCUGUGUUACCUGAGACGUCCAGAGAAAACACCUGCUGCAUUGAAAUCCCCUGUAAGUGGCUGGCUCCCACUCUCUGUUGGAGAAGGGACUAUGGAGGUUGUUACAGACAAAGGAUGGUUCCUGUCCAGUUACAGAACAGAAGUGAAAAACUGUGUCAAAGACCCAGUGACUCAUGUUACGGUAACAGAGGGCAAUGAAGAGGACAGGAGGACAAGCAUGGACAGUGGGGUCAGCAUGGAGUCCAACUCUGCCACAAACAUCGGAGGACGUCCUCCAAUGAGACAAGAGGACAGUGGCUGUGGGAGCUUGGGCGGACCAGAGAGCUCCACAAGCAGUCAGACAGAUUACCCGAGGCAGGAUGGGAGGACUGAUACCGACAUAGCUAGGAAGAGGGAGGAUAGUGGGGUGGGGCUCGGCUGCCAGCUCGAUUCUUCUUCCAUGAAUCUGGAUGGACAGGACAUUGGGUCUCUAAAGGAAGCUGUUGCUGGGGGUAAUUAUCGCAGCCAGAGCCCCUCUGCUGUGCAGGUUCAUGUCUGUGAUGACGAGGAGAUGUUUAAACAGAUGCUUCCUGGCUCAAUUUUGGCCGAAGUGGUCACAGGCUACAGGGCUGGACCUCAAUCGUGUAUUUGCUCAGGAGCAGGUCAAUGCACUUGGUGCCAUAAACAAGACCAUUAUGGAACUGAAGUUAUCAAACAAUACAAAGCUAUGUGUAUUGACAAUGGACUACUGAGCGGCAAAUGUGAUUUUGUGAACUCUUACAAAAGGGGGUUUGCAUUUUCAAGUUAUUCUAAAAAAACACAAAUGGACACUGUCACAAUGGAUGACUUGGAAACAACUUUUAUACAACUGGGAGAGACUUUCCCUCUGCUAACAGCUCUAUCACAGGUGCCCCUAGUGGAGGGAGGACAGGACUUCAAUAUGAACGAUGUGUCCCUCUCUCUUUGUGACGUACAGCUCAAAACUGACUGAUAAACUGCGGCAUGCAACAAUGCUAUUUAUAAAAUCAUGCUGAUGUAACCUGCAUGAGUGCUAUACUGACACAAUAAACUCCCUUUUCCCACAUGA
Siniperca chuatsi (mandarin fish) is the source of this 2296-nucleotide messenger RNA. It is a transcript of the gene il10ra, whose product is annotated as interleukin 10 receptor, alpha. NCBI's taxonomy places the organism in Eukaryota, Metazoa, Chordata, Actinopteri, Centrarchiformes, Sinipercidae. The record is from RefSeq and is a predicted model, not a curated record. Gene Ontology annotation, molecular function: protein binding. The transcript is spliced from 7 exons. Bases 452 to 2200 code for a protein of 582 amino acids.